Messenger RNA from Amyelois transitella, 7024 nucleotides. RefSeq names its product cadherin-87A. Bases 300 to 5795 code for a protein of 1831 amino acids. Gene Ontology annotation, molecular function: calcium ion binding. The record is from RefSeq and is a predicted model, not a curated record. NCBI's taxonomy places the organism in Eukaryota, Metazoa, Arthropoda, Insecta, Lepidoptera, Pyralidae. Gene Ontology annotation, cellular component: plasma membrane. The transcript has 36 exons. Gene Ontology annotation, biological process: homophilic cell-cell adhesion.
CAGGUUAUCGCGAAAGUUACAUUUUUUAAUACAAGUUUUAAAGUUUAAUAUAAAUAUUUCGUAAAUGAUAAAACAUGUAAUAAUGACUUCAAUCCGUUUUAGAAGAUAGUGUGCUGUGAUUUAACUGUGUUUGAAUGUGAUGUGGCCAAGUUCGUGUGAGUAACGGUAUUGUGUCUUGUGAAGUUCAUCGGUUCGUCUGAUUUUGAGACUGCCUGCUUCGGAGCCUGUUUUCCGUACCUACAAAAGAUUCAGGAUGCUACGUCACGUGUGAUUUUUGAUUCACAAAAACGAUAAGAACGAUGGAUCUCCGGUGGUGCGUCUGUUUGUGGUCAGCAUUUUGCUUUUCACCAGGGUUAUCUAAUAUGCUGCCCGUGUUCACCCAAGACAUGAACAACUUGGCACUUUCCGAGAGCACCCCGGUGGGAGACAAUGUAUACACCCUACAAGGGUUAGAUCCAGAAGGCCUGCCAAUAAAAUACGACUUAGUUGGCACAGACAAGUUCAAAGUGGACCCUGUAACUGGAAUUGUGACAUUAACCCGGCCACUUGAUAGAGAAUCUGAAGAUACGCUGAAGUUCCUCGUGUCGAUAGAAGAACAAAAUCCUGACCCCAAGCAGAAUUUAGUCCAGCUCCAACCGGUCACCGUCAUUGUGCUAGAUGAGAAUGACAACCCGCCUAUUUUUAAAAACAGCCCAUACGAAGCAGAUGUCCCUGAAGAUGAAGAAAUAGGAAAGACUAUACUAACAAACAUAUUAGUUGAAGACAGGGACUCAGUCGGGGACAACCUUGAAGUCGGGUGCUUAGCUGACCAGUGGCCCGAAGCUUGCGACGCGUUUGAAGUGGUAUCCCUUAACUCCACUGCUAACCACUACACCGGUGCGUUGGUUCUCAAGCAACAUCUCAACUAUAAUGACAAACAGUUUUAUCAGUUUCAAUUGUAUGCUACGGACGGCACUCUCAACUCGACAGCUCAUGUAGAAGUGAAAGUGGUUGAUGUACAGAAUUCUCCACCAGUGUUCAGUGGAUCCCUCACUGGAGCCUUAGCUGAAGACGCUCCAGUUGGCACCUUGGUUCUCACGGUGAAGGCAAGAGACGCAGAUAGAGCACAACCAAGAGAUGUCAAACUUGAACUAGUCACAAAUCCUUUAGAUUUCUUCCUGCUAGAUAGUAAAACAGGGGAACUAAGAACAGCGAAACCACUUGACAGGGAGGCGUUAGCUGAUCCAUCAUCACCACUAAAUCUUACUGUUCGAGCUACAGAAAUAGUGAACGGUUCACCUCUCAUCUCGGAUUUAACAAGUACAUUAGCUACUAUAACCAUAACAAUUAAAGAUGUGAAUGAUGAACCUCCAAGGUUCAAUAGAAGGGAAUAUUUUCUAGAAAUACCUGAAAGUCUACCUGUCGGCACGCCUUUGCCUAAUCUGGAUAUGGUCAUCACUGAUACUGAUGUGGGCCAAAACUCAGUGUUCACAAUCCGCCUGUCAGACGAACUGGGUGCGUUCAUUGUGGAACCGGCCACGGCUACUGGAAGUGCAUCUGUCACACUCAGACUCAAUUCCAGUUUGGACUACGAGGAUCCCAACCAGAGGAAGUUUAUUUUGGAGGUCAUAGCUGAAGAACUACAUACUUCCCCUCGUCUAUCUUCGAAAGCCAGCGUAACGAUAUCUCUAACUGAUGUCAACGAUAAUGCUCCAAUUUUUUCUGAUGAUCCAUAUUCAGCUGCUGUGGCUGAAGGAGCCCCGGCUGGUACUAGAGUCACGGUUGUUGAAGCUACAGAUAGAGAUACUGGCAGAUUCGGCACAGAAGGAAUAGUGUACCAACUUUCUGGCAAUGGAGCUGAACUCUUUAGAGUGGACAAUAGGAGUGGAGUCAUCACAGUAGCACCAUGUCCCAAUCCUGGGCUUCCACCGUGUCUAGAUUUUGAGACUAGAAAGGACUACUUUCUCCAAGUCAAGGCUACAGACGACGAUGGCUCCGGCCAAAUGACAGUAGUUUCUCUACAAAUAUCUCUGACAGAUUCCAAUGAUAACCCACCUGUCUUCAACACUCCAGUAUACAAGGCUUCCAUUGACGAAGACGCUGUCAAAUUUGAACCGGAAUUGCAGGUACAAGCGCGUGAUGUAGACGCUAGUUCAGAGCUACGUUACUCGAUCAUCGAACCCGCGACCCACCCGUUCUGGAUCGACCCGCUGACCGGCAGGAUCUUGGUGAAAUCUGAAUCCGGAGUCACGGCACCUUCCGGGGAUGACAACAGAAUUGUUCUUACUAUCUUGGCUACGGAUGGAGUUCACAACGCAACAUGUGACGUCGAGAUCAGCGUUCGCGAUGUGAACAAUCACGCACCGGUGUUUGAUAUUGAAAAAUACGAUGCCGAUGUGCCGGAAGACGCACCGAUAGGCACAGAAGUGGCAGCCGUCAGAGCCACAGAUAUGGACAGCGGUAUCAACUCUCAAAUCAAAUAUAGCAUUCAAAAAGGCGCUUUGGAUUCGUUCGUUAUCAAUAACGUUACUGGCGUGGUCUCUGUGUCUUCUAAACUGGAUUACGAUAAGAGAAAUACGUACAGGAUACAAGUUAUUGCUGGUGAUUUCGGCAUUCCAAGUUUAACAGGCACAGCGGAACUAACGGUUCACGUUAUAAACGUAAACGAUAAGAAACCAUACUUCACACCUACAGUACAAAGAGCUGAAAUAUCAGCUGAUGCUGAAUUGGGCACAGUGUUACAUCAUCUAGUGGCAAUAGACCCUGAUAUAACUGAUGACGGCCAGCUGGUGUAUGAACUCGCGACUGAUAGAGUUGUUAAAGCUGUUGACAAUAAUGGGAAAGAGGUUUCCAGUGAAGGUAUCUUCGGAUCCUGGUUCUCGGUCCAGCCGAACGGCACUGUGGUGGUGAAUCAGAGACUUGACAGGAGCAGAGCUGCCGUCCUCACAUUGCCGGUGAGGGUCACUGACGCUUCAGCGGCCAUUUUACAGCAGAGCGAUGGCGAAUUAAUCAUAACAAUAGUUGACGUGAACCGUCAUUCACCAGCGUUCACCCAGCCAGCUUACACUGAAAGACUGAGAGAGGAACAGCCUAUAGGUACCGUCCUCAACACAUAUACUGCUACGGACAAAGAGACGCCGAUUUCAUCGAUAAUUAUACAACCACCCAGUCCCUAUUUCCAGAUUGAUAAUGUUACGGGAGUCGUAAAGUCCACACAACGGAUAGACUACGAGAAAAUCCAUAGCAUUAACUUCACCCUCGUCGCGUUUGACUCUGGAGUACCACAACUAUCUACUUCGGCUGCUGUCACAGUGGAAAUUAUAAAUGAUAACGAUGAAGAACCAGAAUUCGCUGCUACAGCGUAUGACGCAACUGUGGUUGAACAUAGCGCUGGUGGCACCAAAGUGGUGACGGUUACAGCUGUUGAUAAAGAUGAAGGUGAAUUUGGAGAAGUCACAUACAGCCUCACUGGAGCCCUAUCACCUCUUUUCACAAUCCAUCCUAAUACCGGAGUAAUUACUGUAGCUGAAGGCGCUGAUAUUGAUCGUGAGAAUAUAACUGAUAUCUGGCUUAGAGCGGUUGCAAGUGAUAACGCUCCGAUAUCAGUGAGAAGGUCAAAUAGUGUACCUGUCCACAUCAAAGUCUUAGAUAUAAACGACAAUACACCCGUGUUCUCCCAGAAAGUUUACAAGAGCACCAUAGCUGAGAACUUGAGACUGGACCCGCCCGCGGCCAUCGUUCAGAUCAUGGCCGACGACAAAGAUGACGGUAUCAAUGGCAGAAUUGAGUACAGGAUUGUGGAACAGAGUGGGGAUGGAAUAUUCACUGUGGACUCCACAAACGGCAUCAUCUACCCGGCCAAGCCGGUAGUUGGCAACACCACGUACCAUUUGACAGUGACAGCUACGGACGAAGCGGGCAAUGGCGUACAUUUUGAUACAGCCAAAGUUGAUAUAACUGUUCUGAGCGUGAACAAACACAGUCCAGUGUUUGUUGAGCCGCCGCCCGAGCAGAGGCAGUUGGAAAUACCAGAGAACGCAGCUCAAGCAGACUUCCUUAUCGCUACAAUAAAAGCAACGGACGAAGACGCCGGUGAAAAUGGAAGGGUCUCUUAUUACCUCAAAGUGGAUAAUCAGAACGUUGGGGAGACGGCUGAAUUCAGUCUGGACAGAGAUUCGGGAGAACUCAGGACAAAGACAUUCUUAGAUAGAGAACACAAGGCUGAAUAUCAGUUGGUGAUAGCGGCAGUGGACAAUGGUACUCCAGCAAAGUUCGAAAGCCUCAGACUGCUGACGGUAGUGCUAUCUGAUGAUGACGACAACACCCCGAAGUUCCAGCAGUUGCAGCAUCAGUUCAGUGUUAUGGAGAACCUUCCGCCUGGCAUUAUCAUUGGAACGGUAAAAGCGACUGACAAGGAUUCAGGUGAACACGCCAAAGUGUACUACCACGUACUUGAAGGCAACCAAGAUGGCGCCUUCACGGUUGACAGGACACAAGGCGUUAUUAGAGCCAACAUUAGUUUUGAUCGGGAAAAGAAGUCUGAAUACACGUUAACAAUAUACGCAAGCAACAGCCCCCUUUUGGAAGACGGAGUGACUAUACUCCGUUCCUUGGACAAUAAUAAUACGGAAAGUCUGGACCCGAGUGCUGUUAUCGUCAAGAUAUAUAUUUUGGACGAAAACGACAACCAACCCAAGUUUCAGCAUAAAGUUUAUUACGCGGGUAUAAAACACACUGCCCGUAUCAACGAACCGAUCCUCUCAGUAAUAGCCGAAGACCCAGAUUUAGAGGAAAAUGGCACACUCGUGUAUAUGGUGGCCGCCUCCAAUUUGUACAAAUUCGGAGCUUCCAAGUCCAGUGGGAGCGUUGUGCCGUCUCCAUUCAAUAUCAGUCAAGAUGGUAUACUCCUAACUGCCCACUACAUGUCGGAAUACAACCAAGAUCGCUUCGUCCUCGACAUUAUCGCUCAAGAGUUAGCUCCACCACACCGACAGGCGAAGACUCAAGUGUUUAUAUGGAUCAUCGACCGCUCUUCUCUUAUCCGUAUGGUUGUGUCUCGGAGUUGCUCAGACUCAGUAGACGGUGUCCAACGAAGGUUAGCUGAAGCCAGCAGAUCCCUGCUAGUCAUGGGCAGAAGGCUGCCCCUCGUGCAAGCUGACAGGCGAUAUGACCAUUGGUGUGAAGUACAUUUACACGCGGUAGACCCUACCACGUACCAGGUAUUACCUGUGGAGAAAGUUCUAGAGACAGUGGACUCAAAGUACGAUGAACUGAAGGACGUUUACCAAGAGUUCGGCGUGGAAACUCUGAUAGCUGCCAGCGCUUCGUCCAAAGCUCCCGAUAGCUUCGACCCAGCGUUGGCAGCUUUGAUAGCACUGCUAAUAGUGUUAUUUACUGGGAUCGUCACAUUUGUAGUCGUCUGCGCAUGUCUCAAGCAUUGGGUGGCACCGCCGCCUUCAAUGCAGUCGAGUAAAGGAGACAGUCUCGCCAGGAGAAGAAUAUUAGAAGAAUUGAGCACGACAGAGAAUCCCCUAUGGUUGGAGACGAAGCUGAGACCGUACGAGGAGCAGGAGCUUACCAUGAACGUUUUUGGUGAUCAAAAUGAACAAAACGUUGAACACGCUCAGACCGACAACACAUACGCGACAAUACAAGGCAGCAGAAAUACAGAAAGAUUCGGUGAUUACGCCACGCUCGGCGGUGAAUCACCUACACCUUUAGAGGCAGCUCUUGGGUUUCAGGGCAGCACAUUCAAGCCGCCAUCCCCCAGUACCCCGGAGCCGCCUCCCCGACCUUCAGGAAUGGGCGCGCUAUGACAACGUUAUUUUUAGUUAGUUAGUUAGUUUUAGUUAGUCUAUCAUUAAGCCAAAUAGCUGAACGUGGCCAUUCAGUCUUUUCAAGACUGUUGGCUCUGUCUACCCCGCAAGGGAUAUAGACGUGACCAUGUGUAGUUAGUUUUGCUAUAUAUAUUGUCACGUCUGUAACUCUAAUAUGGGCUAGACACAACCUCAGUUUUAUCACAAAAUCGAUAUUUUAUUAAAAAAUACACCAUCGCAGGCACUUUUUAGUGUCAUUUUACGUUUCAAUAUAUUAAAAUUAAUUUAUAUCUAAUAUUUUAAUAUUUUUCAAAAUGGUACAAAUAUUAAGAUCUGUGUUUGUUGUGUUGUUUUCAAAGAAACUUAAAAAAAACGCACUUUUGACCCAUGAAUAAUGUAAAUUAUGAUGAGUAUGAUGACUUAGUUACAAGUCAUUACAAAAAACUUUGUAUAAACUUAUACCUAGCAAUAAGACUAACUCUUAUUAUUCACUAUUUCAUUUAAUAUAUUCUAGAUGUGUCUGUCUGUAAGUAUUUUACGAAUUAAUAAAACAUUAUUGUUUAUAAGCAUGAUUUUAAAUUGACUGUUUGAAAAUUAAUGACUGCCAUUAAAUUUGACAAAUUAGUUUUAUAAAGAAAAAAUAUACAAAUAUAUUUUGUAAAUAUUUAUUGUAACUAUUAAAUUUAAGUAAAAAAUGCAUGUUGAUGAAGUACCAUAUCUUAUUUCGGUAUAUAGCCAGGAAAACUGUUAAAUUCUAUAAUUUUGUUACCAGUAUUGUUGUACAUCUGUAUGUUCUAUGGUACAUCAACAACGUUCAUUAGUUAUAGAAUGUACCUAUAUUUUGUCCAAAUACAUAUAUAUAUACCUAUUUAACAAAUACUUUAUAAAGUCUGAAAUUUUCAUAUUUCGUUGUAUCUCGUUUUUACCUUAGACUUAGGAUUUCUAUAGUAUAAUUUAUUUUUCCUACAAGUAAUGUCUAAAUAUGUGUAAAUUUUCUUUAAUGUAACGUAUUAAUUCAUCAUAAUUUUGGGAAAUGUUUCCGACAAUAGACGCAUAUAAAGAAUAGUAUAUACUUUUUUAACAAAAAUUUGAAAGUAACUUUCGUUAUUAAAGUCAACUUAAACUUAAAUUUAAAGUAUCUCGUUUAGGAAUCUCAUCAAGUUAUUAUUUUUAAGAGAAGAUUAUUCCAUUUGUACAAAUUAUUAAAUGGAAUUGAUUUAUAUAGUUUU